Messenger RNA from Alternaria arborescens, 2166 nucleotides. RefSeq lists its product as hypothetical. The coding region runs from base 1 to 2166 and encodes 721 amino acids. NCBI's taxonomy places the organism in Eukaryota, Fungi, Ascomycota, Dothideomycetes, Pleosporales, Pleosporaceae. Gene Ontology annotation, molecular function: lyase activity; FAD binding; monooxygenase activity. The transcript is spliced from 2 exons. The record is from RefSeq and is a predicted model, not a curated record.
AUGGACUUCACAAACGGCACCAAUGGCCACACAAAUGGUGUCAACGGCCACCACGAAGCCACCGAGCCCCUCAAGAUAACGAUAUGCGGUGCCGGCAUCGGCGGCCUCAGCGCAGCAAUAUUCUUGCGCCAACGCGGACACAAGGUGACUCUUCUCGAAGCCUCGCGCUUCUCCAACGAACUCGGCGCAGCCGUGCACCUUGCGCCCAACGCCAACGGUCUUCUCAGGCGUAUGGGUCUCAUCCCCGAAGCCCAUGGCGCGAUAACAUGCAAGCUCCUGACACAGCUCUUUCCGAACGGAAAAGAGAUGUUUACUGUUCCCCUAGAGAAGGAUGCGGGUCGGUGGCAGCACCCGUGGCAACUUGCGCAUCGCGUGAGUCUGCACAGUGAAUUGAAGAGGCUGGCUACGUGUGAGGAAGGGAAGGGUACGCCAGCGGAUUUAAGACUGAGGAGUAAGGUUGUGGAUGUCGAUGCCAAAGCCGGUGUUGUUACGCUAGAAGAUGGAAGUACGAUCGAGAGUGAUGUCGUUGUUGGAGCAGAUGGCGUACAUUCGAAAACACGACCACGGAUUCCAGGCGCGGAGAAUAUCAAGACGUUUGGAAGUGGCAAGUCAGCAUUCAGGUUUCUGAUUCCGAGACAGAGGGCGCUGGAUGAAGAAAUGACGCGUAAGUUUGCGGAAAACGAAGGCCAUCUCAUUAUGAUCUUUGCGAGGGAUAGGAGGGUUGUUGUGUAUCCGACGAGCGAUAACACGUUGUUGAAUUUUGUCUGUAUCCAUCCGACAAGCGAGAGCCAAAUCGGCCCUCAAGAGCCUGGAAGUAGCGAUUGGCAGAACCAGGGUAAUUUGAACAAGAUGUUGGAGGUUUACAAGGACUUUGAGCCGGCGGUGCUCAAGCUGCUGAGUAUGGCGGAUGAGGAGACGUUGAAGGUAUGGGAGCUGUUGGAUAUGGAGCAGCUGCCAACUUGGACGGAUCAGAAGUUGGUCUUGAUUGGCGAUGCUGCGCAUCCUUUUACCCCUCACCAAGGACAAGGAGCAGGCCAAGCCAUCGAAGACGCUGCAUCCCUCGCAGUUAUGCUUCCCCUAGGCACACCCCUAGACUCCAUUCCCGCGCGACUGAAACUCUACGAGAAGUGCAGGUACGAGCGCGCAUCUGCUAUCCAAGAAUACUCCCGCCUAUCAGGAAAAGAUCUGGGCAGCGGUCCACCCGUCGACCCGCAAAAGUUCACAAACUACAACUUCGGCCACGACGAAUGGGACUACUCCAGCCAGAUGCUCCGUAAAUGGGAGUGGGAGAACAAGAAAGGUCUGUUUUGGCGGAUGCCCACGGCCUUUGGUCCUAUGCCAGGGCCAAGACAGGAUUUCCUUGGUAGACCGAGAGACGGAUCGAAAGCUACGUUCAAGACUGCUAGUAUCAAGUUCAAGACGAGCAGGACAGUGCUGGAGAACCUCUUGCCUACGGAGAAGUUGAGAUUUGCUGCCCCGAAUACUACUGCAUAUGCGACGUUUGCUGUGACGCAGCUGGACAAUCUGGACUGGCUUGGUGGCAGGGGGUACAGUCAUUUCGGAUUGUACAUCCACGGCAUUCAGCACACAAACGCCAGUGGAGAGACAGUGACAGGCACCUAUCUGCCCGUCCUAUUCGAGAACCUGGCUGACCCCAUACUGAGUGGCAGAGAAGAGCUAGGUUUCCCCAAGCUCUUCGCCGAGCUCAACCUGAAGAAGGACCACAGCAACUGGGCGCUUGACGCGGGCUGGAUGUCAUCGAAGUUCUGCAGCAUGUCGCUCUCGGGUCUACAAGAGGUUUCGGCGACAGACGAUGCAGCGCCGGCACCAUUUCCUCCUCUUCCAAAAGAUGAGGGCUUGUUGUUCCAUAAGUAUGUUCCCGCUACUGGUAGUACAGGAAGCAAGGAGCGUGGGCAGGCAGACGUGGAGUACACAGCGUUCCUGCCAGGUGAGGAGGACGCGAGGACCGUGGAGAAGAAGGUUGAGCGUACGUUGAAGGCAAGUUCAGCCGAAAUCGCUUUCGAUGCCCUUGACUGGAAGGCCUUGCCAACACUGCAUCACAUCGUCGAGAGACUGCAGGAAGUGCCAGUGUAUGAAGUUGUCGAAGCCAAGGUAGUUGAAGGUACUGGAGUGAGCGACGUGAGCUCGGUAUGUAAGUUAGCAUGA